AUGCAUAUUCAGAGAUGGCGUGAGAAACGACACGACAUUCGUAUGGCGACCGCAUCAACGGAAUAUACCGCCAUCUUUAACCAAACCUCCAACGCCACCCAUCAUCCGCAGGAAUCCGGAUACAAUCGGAUCGAGAGCAUAGUCAUCUCUGCCCUGUUGAUAGCGAUAAUUAUAGCCACCAUCGUUGGAAAUAUCCUGGUGUGCGUUGCGGUGUGCCUGGUGAGGAAACUAAGACGCCCUUGCAACUACCUGCUAGUCAGCCUGGCUGUCAGCGACCUCUGCGUGGCCAUCCUCGUCAUGCCCAUGGCCACCUUCUACGAGAUCAACGGCCGAUGGAUCUUCGGCGAGAUCAUGUGCAACCUGUGGGUGAGCUUCGACGUGCUCAGCUGCACGGCCAGCAUCCUCAACCUGUGCAUGAUCAGCGUGGACCGGUACUACGCCAUCACCAAGCCGUUGGAGUACGGUGUGAAGCGAACGCCGAGGCGCAUGAUCCUGUGGGUGGUCCUCGUGUGGUGCUUGUCGGCCUGCAUCUCGCUGCCGCCGCUGCUCAUCCUAGGCAACGAGCACUCAGAGAUCGCCGAAAACGGGGACAAGACCUACGAGGUGUGCCUGGUGUCUCAGGACUUCGCGUACCAGGUGUAUGCCACCAUGUGCAGCUUCUACAUACCGCUGACGGUGAUGAUGCUGGUGUACUACAAGAUCUUCCGGGCGGCCCGGAGGAUAGUGAACGAAGAGCGCAGAGCGCAGACGCACCUUGAAGCGCACUGCUAUCUGGAGAUCAGCGUGAAAAAUGGCACUGAGACGAAGAUCUCCAGUCAGGGUGCGUCGCCUGGCAACCCUGCGAGAGCCAGUUCGGGCAGCACUAAUACGAUGUGCAGCUUCGACCGAACGACCCUGGGCCGCUGCUUCAAAUCCCGCCACAGCAACGAAUCCCAGUGCCCCAUGCUCUCCAUCCCCAAGCCUCCGCCUCACAAGCACCCGCUCAAGUCCCCCAGGAAGUCCCACUUCCUGCACACCCUCAAGACCUCGCCCAGCACGUCGAGCAGCCAGAAGAAGCUGCGCUUCCAGCUGGCCAAGGAGAGGAAGGCCAGCACCACCCUGGGCAUCAUCAUGAGCGCGUUCACGUUCUGCUGGCUGCCUUUUUUCGUUCUGGCGCUGGUCAGGCCCUUCUUGGAGACGACCAACGCGCUGAGGACUCUGGCAACGCUGUUCUUGUGGCUGGGGUACGCGAACAGUCUGCUCAACCCGAUUAUUUAUGCGACGCUCAACAGGGACUUCAGGAAACCGUUCCAGGCGAUCCUGUACUGCCGCUGCGGCAGUCUGAACCACAUGAUGCGCGAGGAGUUCUACCACAGCCAGUACGGCGAUCCCGACCACCACAUCAACAGGUGCCACACGGAGUACGAGGAGGGCGUCGAGUACAUCGAGGCCGACGGCGAGCAGGUCAAGGCGGCCGAGGCCGAGCCUCACGCGCAGGCGCACGAGUCGUUCCUGUGAUGAUCUGUGAGGGAGGGACGUCGAGCGACACAAUGAACAAACAACAGCCCACCAGCAACAUUAGAAUGUGGAAGCGAGGAUUACGAAUACUAUAGGUAUAGUAAAAUUAUUGCGAGUAGAGACAUGGUAUGUAGACAGAGAGAAAAAUUUCGAUAUUGCGCCUAAUUUCACUAGAUCCAAUAUUUACUUGCAU
Phaedon cochleariae (mustard beetle) is the source of this 1690-nucleotide messenger RNA. NCBI's taxonomy places the organism in Eukaryota, Metazoa, Arthropoda, Insecta, Coleoptera, Chrysomelidae. The record is from the annotation of a GenBank genome assembly.